Messenger RNA from Coturnix japonica (Japanese quail), 2847 nucleotides. It is a transcript of the gene CD14, whose product is annotated as CD14 molecule. Gene Ontology annotation, molecular function: lipopolysaccharide binding; protein binding. The record is from RefSeq and is a predicted model, not a curated record. Gene Ontology annotation, biological process: positive regulation of cytokine production; toll-like receptor 4 signaling pathway; cellular response to lipopolysaccharide. NCBI's taxonomy places the organism in Eukaryota, Metazoa, Chordata, Aves, Galliformes, Phasianidae. Gene Ontology annotation, cellular component: lipopolysaccharide receptor complex; membrane raft; external side of plasma membrane.
UGGAGCCCUGCUCUGAGUCAUGGCAGCGCAGCACCCACCGGCGGGGAGGGCAGCGUGGGGUCGGGAAGGGCCGCUCCGCGGGGCUGAUGUGGGUCAGGGCGGCCCCAUUGGCCGCAGUCCCACCGGCCGCCCCGCUCAGCGCCGUCUGGUUCCCAGGCUGCUCCCCACGCGUGGGGCCGCGCUGCUGCUCGUGGCGCUGGGGCUGCAGCAGGUCGAGGGUCGGUGCGUCUUCAACCGCACGCAGGAGUUCUGCCUGUGCUACAGGCUGACCGAGCAGAGCGCCGGCAGCGUCAUCCAGUGCCUCGCAGCCUCCACCGUGGAGUUCCAGGGGGGAGACCUGGAGAAAUACGCCGACUUCCCCGUCCAGGAGCUGGACGACUCCACCAUCGACAUGCUGGGCACCCUGGAGAUCAGGAAGAUCAUCUUUUCGGACCUUGUGGUUCCCGAGGUGCUCCUGGCCCGCGUCCUGCGGUUCUUCUCCUACACUCGGGUGCAGGAGAUGGUGUUUGAGAGCUGCAGCUUCGUGGGGAGGAGCAGCUGGGCGGACAUGGAUGGUCGGAUCCUGCCCAUCGUGUCCCUGCGCUUCCACAACGUGACGGCCCCCGAGCUGCGGGGCCGCGAGCUGGACUUGUCCCCGCUCGGCCGGUGGCUGGGAGCGCUGCGGGAGCUGUCGGUCACCGCAUCGCGGCUGGACGCGCUGCCCUGUGCCCUGGGCCGGGCGCUGGGAGCCCUGCGCUCGCUGGACCUGGCCCGUAACAGCCUGGGGGAUGCCGGCCUGGCAGCCGCCUUGUGCCGGGGCUCCUUCCCGCAGCUGCGGGUGCUGAGUUUGCAGCACAACAACCUGACGUCGUUCCGCGCUGUGUGCGGCACCGUGGGGCUGCUGGGCGAGCUGCGGCACCUGGACCUCAGCCACAACGCGCUCAGCGCCGGCACCGCCUCGUCCUCGUGCCGCUGGCCGGACACCCUGCGCGUCCUUAACUUGUCCAGCGCCGGUUUGGACCAAGUGCUCACACCUCUACCGCCCGACCUGGAGGUGCUGGACCUCAGCUCCAACCGGCUCCGCACCGUGGCCGUGUCCCUGCGCUCCCUGCGGGCUCUUUUCCUCAGUCACAACGCGCUGCCGGCCGCGCCGUCGGUGCGGGGCUGCCCCGCGCUGCUCACGCUGCACGUGGACAACAACCUGAUCGCGGAGCUGCCGCGGGACGUGGGGAACCUGCGGGACGUGACGGCGGCCGGGAACCCCUUCAACUGCUCGUGCUCCGGGGCCGGGGCCGUGCAGGCGCUGGCGGCCGCGGGGUGUUUGGGCCGGGGGUGGCCGCAGGGCUACGUGUGCCGCGCUCCUGCCCGCUACCGGGGCGUGAUGCUGCGGGACGUGCCCACCUCCGUGCUGCAGUGCAGCCCCGCCGCAGUGCUGGCUCCCGUCUGCACGGUCCUGGCGCUGCUCUGCGUGGCUGCCGGGCUGCUGUGGUGCCGGGGGGUGCGGCCACGGUGUCAGCGUGGCCCGGGGCGCGGGCAGGAUGAUUGCGGCAGCGCGGAGCGAUUGUAAGGGAUGUCCUGGUGUCCCACAGCGCACUCACUGCGGGCAGGGCUGUACCCGGCGCUGUCCCGCAGUAGGGAUGGUUUUCCCAACGUGAAUUUUGGAAUCCUCUUAUAAACAUUAAGGUUGGAACAGAUCUCUUGAGAUAGAAUCAGAACCUUCAGGAUCAUCGAGUCCAACCGCAGCCCGGCCAUCCUGCCCUCACUAACAGCCCUCAGCUCAAUCACGGCCCUGAGCUCCAUGUCCAGGUGGUUCUUAAACACACCCAGGGAUGGUGACUCACCCCCCUCCCCGGGCAGCCCAUUGCAGCGCCUAACAGCCCUUUUUGUAAAUAGGUUUGUCCUGAUAUCCAGCCUAAAGCUCCCCUGGCACAACCUGAGGCCAUUUCCCCUCAUCCUGUCAGCAGUAGAAGAGACCAACCAUGUCCCUUCUGUACUGAGGUGCCCCAAACUGAACACAGCACUCGAGGUGAGGUCUCACCAGUGCAGGGUACAGGAUGAGCUCCCUAAUCAGCACACCAUUCCUGAUCCAAGUCAGGGAGCCACUGAUCAUUAAUAAAGAUAUUAAAUAGAAGAGUCCCAGUACUGGACACCACUCAUGACUGGCCGCCAACUGGAUUUAACUCCACUGACCACAACUCUUUGGGCCUGAUCCCAUGGCUGACCUUUAACUGGUCCAUGAUGGCUCCUGACAUUACCGGUUCCAUCACAGUCCUGGGCACCGAGGUGAGGCUGACCCUCCCCUGACAGCCCAGGGCCUUGCUGUGCUCUGUGCCAGGUUCAAUUUGCCUUAUGUCCAGCCCUGCUGCUCCUCACCCCAGUUGGCUCAUCCAUCAUCCUUGUGGUGCUGGUGGGCUCCAUCAUGUCUGCACAGGGGGAUCGCAACGAGUGGCUGGGAAAGGAGCAGGGAGGGGAGAGGGGGCUGGCUGGGGGUGGGCAGUGAUUGUGCCAUGCUCUGUUCUGCUUUCCCAUUAAAAUCUGCUCCUGGGCCUUGUUAGUGUCACCUCUCCUUGCUCUGUGUGUGGCUGUCAGUGCAUGCAGGCUGGGCUGGGAGUAGCUGUGGGGCCAGGCUGCCCACCCGCUGCUGUCUAUGCAUGGUGUGAGCGGGUGUGUACGGUAUCUGUGUUUGCACCUUGGGGUUUGUUCUGGGAACUGGGAGCAGCGCCUCCACCCAGCAGAGCAGGAAGGGAAGUCCCUGCAUACUGGAAAUCACUGACCCUUAUCAGCACCUCUCUGCUCCCGCUGGACACACUGGGCGGUUUCCCCAUCUACACCCAAUGGCUCACAUCCCAUCACACCACACGCUGGGGU